Phalacrocorax carbo (great cormorant) is the source of this 7232-nucleotide messenger RNA. Lineage: Eukaryota; Metazoa; Chordata; Aves; Suliformes; Phalacrocoracidae. The record is from RefSeq and is a predicted model, not a curated record.
AGGAGGAGGUGGUGCCGGCCCGGCCGCCCCCCCCCCCGGAGCUACGGCCAUGGCGGCGGGGCGGGAGCGGGUCGCUCGCCUCCUGCGGCAACUGCAGCGGGCUGCAUGUCGGUGCCCAAGCCAUUGCCACACAUACUCCCAAGUACCUGAACGGCCUACCCUGGGAAAUACAGACUAUGCAUUUGAGAUGGCCAUUUCAAACAUCCGAUAUGGAGAAGGAGUUACUAAAGAGAUUGGCAUGGACCUGCAGAAUCUUGGUGCUAGGAGAGUUUGUUUGAUGACAGAUAAAAACCUCUCCCAACUCCCUCCUGUAAAUGCGGUAUUGAAUUCCUUGGCAAAAUAUGGUAUAAAUUUUCAGAUGUAUGAUAACGUCCGGGUGGAGCCAACAGACCAAAGUUUCCUGGAUGCUAUUACAUUUGCUAAAAAGGGAGAGUUUGAUGCCUAUGUUGCUGUUGGAGGUGGAUCUGUCAUAGACACCUGUAAAGCUGCCAAUCUGUAUGCAUCCAGUCCUACGUCAGACUUCUUGGAUUAUGUCAAUGCUCCUAUUGGGAAAGGGAAGCCUGUCACUGUGCCCCUCAAGCCACUUAUUGCAGUUCCUACGACAGCUGGAACUGGAAGUGAAACCACUGGUGUUGCCAUUUUUGACUUCAAAGAACUAAAAGUAAAAACCGGUAUUGCUUCAAGAGUCAUUAAGCCAACAUUAGGCAUCAUUGAUCCUUUACACACACUGUCUAUGCCUGAGCGAAUAGUGGCCAACAGUGGCUUUGAUGUGCUUUGCCAUGCUCUAGAAUCAUAUACUGCUCUUCCUUACAACAUGCGCAGUCCCUGCCCUUUGAACCCAAUCGACCGACCGGCUUACCAGGGCAGCAACCCCAUCAGUGACGUCUGGGCUCUUCAUGCACUGCGCAUUGUGGCUAAAUAUUUGAAAAGAGCCAUCAGAAACCCUGAAGACCGUGAAGCAAGAGCCAACAUGCACCUCGCAAGUGCUUUUGCUGGUAUUGGCUUUGGCAAUGCUGGUGUUCAUCUCUGCCAUGGAAUGUCUUACCCUAUUUCUGGUUUGGUGAAAACUUAUAAACCAAAGGAUUAUAAUGUGGAUCACUCUUUAGUGCCUCAUGGCCUUUCUGUGGUGCUGACAUCCCCAGCAGUGUUUGCUUUCACGGCACAGAUAUGUCCGGAGCGGCACUUGGAAGCUGCAGAGAUACUAGGAGCUGACAUCUGCACUGCCAGAAUCAAAGAUGCGGGGUUUAUUUUGGCAGACACGCUCCGGAAAUUCCUGUUUGAUCUGAAUGUUGAUGAUGGCUUAGCUGCAAUUGGUUAUUCUAAAGCAGACAUCCCUGCAUUAGUCAAAGGCACUCUGCCUCAGGAGAGAGUGACUAAACUAUCACCGCGUCCCCAAACAGAAGACGACUUGUCUGCCCUCUUUGAGGCUUCCAUGAAGCUUUAUUAGCUUAAACAUUGUGUUCUGAAAAGUGUGCCCUAUUCUAACACAAAGAUCUAUACAAAGUGUUCAUAGGAGGAGCAAAACCAGACUAAAGCAUGAUCAGAGGCUCAGCAGGAACCACAUAAUGGCAAUACCUCAUCCAUCAUGGUCAUUUUGUCUGUGUGGAGGCAACAGCUCCCUUUUCCUGCUGCAUUCUGUGGAAAUAAGCUAUCAGCACUGUCUUGCUUCUCUGUGAAGCAAUUGCUGCUGCUGAGCUCCUGCGGGUGCUGUCACUCAGAGCACAGCCACCAGCUUAAGGAAGUGGCUGUGUGCUGUGGUUCAAUAUUAAAAAGUGCUGGUGUAGCAUAUGGCUGCACAGUGCCCCGCUGGGAGCACUGCUUAAACGUGGGAAUGAGUGUGCACGUUCAGAGCAGUUAACCAGCUGGUUGACUGUCAACUGAGAAAGGGAAGUGGGAAAGGGAGAAAUGAAACUAAAAUUUUAAUACUAUUUUUGUUUUUUUAAAAAGCACACAUGGUUGUGUGUACAGUUCAUUUAAAUCAGAUUCUGCUUCAUGUUGAACCCUUUCAGCAUCUGAUUCAUGCAGCUACCACAGCACAAGGCAAACAUGAGAACCACCUCAUAACUUCUGGUGUGCUUAUUUCUUUUUGCUGGGGAGGGAGCAUUUUUCAGUCACCCUGUUGAAGUAAAAGGCCCUAUACUUACACCUUUGCAUUUAUGUCUUUGAUAAAACUAGUGCUAUCCUAGAAUCUGAGGACAGAUGUGUACUGGAUAUUGACAUUGGAUCUGUUUUAAUGCUCAGUUAAACUAGGUGGAUGGACACUGGUUGAAGACUGGAGAUUUUCUUUUUAACCACAGAAUGGGUUUAGUGGCCAUAGGGACUGUAAAGCUGGGACUCGCUUUUGAUUUCCAUGCCCUUCUGAAUCCUAUCCUCUGCUGAAAUUGCCCACAAGAACCUCUGUCAUGAAGGCUAACGUUGUAAUAGCAUGGGGUGAGGGAUUCACUUUAUUGUAUUGUGCAAAGCUGCCAUGUUUGGAAAAAAAAAACACACGUUUUUGUCAAACCCUUUUGUAUAUAAUCUUUUGGCCUGUUUAAUCUUUCCACUCCUGUCUUUCUCCAGGCUGUGGUAGCAGUACACAGUCCUGAAGAGAGAAUGUUUUUUCCAAGAGCUUAAUUCAUGGCAGCCAUGCUGUGUUUGGGGAGUAUAUACUUUCUGGGGAACAGAACAGCACAUGGGUUUCAUCACUGCAGCAGAGCACUUUGAUGGGCUAGUUAGGAAUGUAGGGUAUUUCCUUCCAGCACGCUUUUUAUUUGCCAUUUGUGCCAGUACGGCAAUUAUUAGCAGGCUGCAUUUUCAACUGACAGAGCCUUGCACUUAACUUCCUAUCCCAGGUAACCCAGAGAUCUUGCUAGUUUUUAAAUUAAGCCUCACAACCCCCUCUGAUAUAGUAGGUUUUAUCCAUAUUUUAUAGAUGAGACAAAGGGUUUGAUAUAAUACCUAACCCAACAUAAGCAGAUAGUGCUAUAAGGGCCAUUUCUGUUUCCCACACCCCUUUGGUCCCACACCAGGGUCUUUGGCUUAAACUGGUUGUGAAAUUCCAUUUAUGGACAUCAGCUACACAAGUGUUCUCCCACCACCAGUUUUUAGUCACUAGCGAAAAUUUUCUGAGGGAAAAUCAAGGGAGCUCAAGUCACCCCACAGUGCUGUCUUUCAAAUAGUGAUGGUGUGACAGGGAGUCAUGCCCUGGCUCCGGGGCAGUGGUAGUUUUGUUCAAAACUGACGAGUCACCAGGGUUUUUCAUGUAUUAUCUUUCUUAAUUACUCUGUACUGAGAAAACCUGGUUGGUCAAAUAUAUCCCUGUCUUUGAGCAUGCCUAUUUUGUGCACAUGAGCCUGCCAUUUGUGUGGGAAGCUGGGGUGAACUUGUGAUUGUGAGUGCCCAGCAGUGGUUGGGCAUGUGUGUGAAACGUGGGCAGCUUAUUCUUGUGGCUCCUGGUACUGCUCUGUUACUCAAACCCUCUGUGACAUAUCUGUUACUGCCCUUAGAUGAUACUGGAAUGCAAAUAACCAACAAUACUACACUUGCUAUAAACAAAGGCUUAUUUGAAAGUGUUUGAGAGCAGUGUUUAACUCUGUCAUGUUAACUUCAAAUUUAUAAAGUAACUAUGAACCAAAACCACUGAGACAAAGUAGACUUUCACUAGCUUCCCAGAGCAUAAUGACUCUUCUGCAACGUCAUUUGCGUGGUGAGCUCGGUGCUGUGCAGGCACAAUCAUUGUAUCGUGGGUGACAAUCGAGAGCAAAGUUAGAGGUGUUCCAGAAAUAAAGUACCUGAACUGCUGCAUGGUAUUUCUGUGAACAUUUCAAAUGCUUUCUGCACACCUUGCUCUGUGUAAUCAGCACAGAGCUGUAAGUAUUAUUACAUAUUUCAUGACAACACUACCAAUCCUUGUAUGUCAUACUUGUUAGCAGUAGGGCUUGAUCGAGUCUCUCCCUCUUCCUUGUAGAGUCAGAGACUUACUUUCUGUCUUAAUCAGCUGUAACUAUAUAAAAGGAUUUGUCAGUCUUUAUACAAAAAAGAAGAAAUGCUUAGUGUAUCUAGACCAUGUUUUCUUGAAUAGGUUUUAAGGAAGCAUAUAAAUGGCAGUUAUUCAGUCAUGAUAGAAUCAUAGAAUCAUUAAGGUUGGAGAAGACAUCUAAGAUCAUCAAAUCCAACCAUCAACCCAACACCACCAUGCCUCCUAAACCAUGCCCCAAAGUGCCAUGUCUACACAUUUUUUGAACACCUCCUGGGAUGGCAACUCCACCACCAUGCUGGGCAGCCUGUUCCAAUGCCUGACCACUCUUUCAGUGAAAAUUUUUUUCCUAGUAUCCAGUCUAAACCUCUGCUGGCACAACUUGAGGCCAUUUCCUCUUGUCCUAUCACUAGUAACUCAGGAGAAGAGACCAACACCCACCUCACUACAAGCUCCUUUCAGGUAGUUGUAGAGAGUGAGGUGGUCUCCCCUCAGCCUCCUCCAGGCUAAACAACCCCCGUUACCUCAGCCACUCCUCGUCAGACUUGUGCUUUAGACCCUUCACCAGCUUUGUACCCCUUCUCUGUCCUUCCUGUACUGAGGGGCCCAAAACUGAACACAGCAUUCGAGGUGUGGCCUCACCAGUGCCGAGUACAGGGGCACAAUCACUUCCCUACUGCUGGCCACACUAUUCCUGAUACAAGCCAGAAUACUAUUGGCCUUCUUGGCCACCUGGGCACAUGAAGAACAGAACACUGAAGAGGAAUGGUUUGAGAGGCCCUAGGGACUCCUAGUAGAGUAGGAGUUACCACAUUUGGGAUUCUUGCUGUGGACGUUGACCUGCGACUUCUCUCCCCUAGUCCUGUAUUCUCCAGGUUUUGUGCAGGCAAACACAAAUUGAACCCUUGCCCAUCUGGUUACUCACUCAGUCUAGCUACAGUGAUAAGGUUAGAUUUGGGGAGCAAGUACAAACAAGUGUUUGUGUAGCGCUGGUGAAAAUAGUUAAAGAAUAGGUAUAGUUUUACCUGGGCCACAUAAUGGAGAGCCCACUCUUCUUUCAAGGUACUCAGAACUCUCAGGGUUGCUGCUUGGCAUCAGUAGAAGCGGGAGCAGCAGGUAAAGUAGUUUGUCUGGCCCCUCUUUUCCCUUGCCUCUUCCCAUUCCACUGUUGAUUUUCCCAGCACUUAAGGCAAAAAGAAAAUGAAGCAAAAAAUAUGUAACCAGCAUGCCUAAAUCUGCAAAAACUCCUACUGUCAUCCUGUGUGAAUAAACAUGGAAGAAAUCACAGGUAGGUUAGUGUGCAUGCUCAUUCCUCAUCGCAUCGAGUUCGCUUUAAGGCAAUGUGCCAAGGCUGUCAUGUUGGCUUUCCAUCCCUGAGACCUGAAAAGUGGAUGAGAAAGAGCUAUGGUUAAGAGACACACAGGAAAGCUAUGUCUAGGCACUUUCCGUAACGCCCAAGUAAAUCUGCUUAAGCAUCACAGUGCUCCAGGAUGUGUGCAGUAUGCUGUGGGUUCAACAGCUCCAACCGAAUAAAUCUGUCACUGCAUUAAGCCUGUCUGUGGAGAAGGGACAAGGGAAGCCUGAUGCAGGGCAGCAUCAGUUUUUCAUCAGACCAUCUCUGAGUGCUUCCUAAAUAAAAGGAAACAUAAUUUAAAUUCAAACAGCGGCUAGUGAAUACAGAAGGCAAUGUGAGCAUUUUCCUGAUCUCUCCAGGAGCUGUAGCUCACGCAGCUUGUCUGCCACAGUGUUGGCCCUGGGCAGCAAGAAGAGGGUCUUCCACACCUACCUGCCCCUACUAAUCCAGCCUGGAAGCCUGUUUCCAUGUUUGACUCAUCACCAGGCCUCCUGCAGAAGAAGAGGUUACUCUCUGAGCAAUGGUGUGGCGGGACUGUUGGUGACUGAAUUUGCAGAGGUCUCAGCUCAAUUUGUACAUGCGGAUUUUUUUCCACAGGCAGUUCCCUUUGUACUAACUGCAGUGUACAUAUGCGAAAUCACGCAGGCUCUCUUUGUUACAAAAUGUUGAGUGCAUCCUCUUCACGUGUAGUUGAUCAUGAGAGUAAGCACAGCUUCUACGCUUGCUGUGAAUUUCUCGGUGAAACUGAGACAAAAAAAACCCAAACUCAAACCUGGGCCAUCAUUAGGAAGGCUGCAGUUCCCUUAGAUGCAACGUUUCUGAAUGCAGUCUUAUAUUUUGCCAGUUCUAGGCUCCCAUUAAAUAACCCACUGAAAUGCCAUUCAUUUUCUUUUUUUCCCAUUGUACUGAAACAGCUGCCACGAAUGAGUUGGUAGGAAACGUUGUACAGCCAAAUAAUAACAGUAAGAGGAAGAACCAUUUGACACAGCUCAAUGUAAUGUUAAUCAGGGGCUUAAGUUAACUACUUUCCUAGUAAUAGGAGAGGGGAUGAAAAAAAUACUUUCAGUCUUAAGUUUCUUUUGAAAAAUUACGUGUACUCGCUUUUCAGAGAAAUCUAAAUGCAACAAAUUGCAGCAGAUAUUUUCCUUAUUUCUCUGAAUGUGGGAAUUAAAGGGAGGAAAGUUAAUGCACAUCCGUGAGGUGGCACAGUUAAGUGAAAGCAGAGGAAAUGUGACCCAUAUCCUUUGGAGAACCAUGUUAAUUCACGUCGCACUGUAGAGUCACAGAGCUUGGUUCUGCAGCCAUGUACACUGGCACCACAUAUGCCACCAAAGUCAACUGAGCAGCAAGAGAAUGAUGGCUGUGCCCACACUGUCGUCUGAGCGCCGGUAAAUGUUUAAUCUAAUCUAAUACUACUGUAUCAUUAAAUAUAUAUAUACUAGCACAAACGCUGGUUUAUUGAUGUGGAACUUCUCUCUGUUCCCUGACUUGCAGUGACUUUGACCUACUUUAACAAUGUACUUGUGCUUUUCCUGGGGUAUGCUGGUUGGAUGUUUGACUAUACAGCCUUAAAUUAGCAACUUGACAUUGAAAUGCUGAUUUACACCUGCAGUCAAAUGGAUAACACAUGUUAAAGACUGAUUGUCAGCAGCUCCAAUAUGUUAUCGCUUCAUUCUGUGGCAUUGUCACUUGCCUUUAUGGGAUUUAAGGACGCCAUUGUGUGGCAUUGUUGGUACGGUGGCAUUGUUGGUACAGCUAUGGACACAGCUGUGGGGGGCUGACACUGUGUGUGGACUCUGUCAUCUAUCUAAAAGCUGACCUCACUUUCGAAAAAUCACUGUGAAAGUUUGGACGUUUAAGUAUUGCUGUAUAGUCUAAGACAGCAUUGCAAAUAAAGACGCUUUUUUGCUGGCAUAAAAAACA